This is a messenger RNA of Odocoileus virginianus texanus, 509 nucleotides long. The record is from RefSeq and is a predicted model, not a curated record. Lineage: Eukaryota; Metazoa; Chordata; Mammalia; Artiodactyla; Cervidae.
AGCAACCAAGCUUCCGGCCAGAGCUUAUUUCCGGUCUUUCGGGUGCUGACGCUCUCUUCCGGUUUUGACGGCCCCUGAAAGGCCUCGGGGGACGGGCAGGAUGAGGCUGCUGGCAUUCGCGGUGUUGGCUCUAUUUGCUGUCACUCAAGCAGAGGAAGGAGCCAGGCUUUUGGCCUCCAAAUCACUGCUGAACAGAUAUGCUGUGGAGGGGCGAGACCUGACCUUACAGUACAACAUUUACAAUGUUGGCUCGAGUGCUGCAUUAGAUGUGGAAUUAUCUGAUGAUUCCUUCCCUCCAGAAGACUUUGGCAUUGUCUCUGGAAUGCUCAAUGUCAAAUGGGACCGGAUUGCUCCUGCUAGCAACGUCUCCCACACUGUGGUCCUGCGACCUCUCAAGGCUGGUUAUUUCAACUUCACCUCAGCAACUGUUACAUACCUGGCCCAGGAGGAUGGGCCUGUUGUGGUGAGUCACCCAAACACUUAGCUGGCUGGGCCUCAGCUCUGCCUUC